AGCGAACGAGCGUGAGGUAGCGGUAGGGCGGGCAGGCGGUGGCGGUAGCGGCCAUAUUAUCAGUGAGGUGUCAGUAUUUUCCGAACGUGACGGGAUUUUUGGGUGUGGAUCAUACGAUUUCCUGUCUCGUUGGGCUGUCGCGGGUAAAGCGCGAGUGCGAGUGCGAGUGUCAGCCGGGCCGUUGUGGAUGUGGUGCGACACACGUGUCACUGGAUUCUCGGGAGUGUGCAAGCAAAAUCGAAGGGAUAGUUCCACUGUUUAGUAAGAGAAAACACAACUGCCACGAUGCCUAAGUCGAUGAACGUGAGGGUGACGACGAUGGACGCCGAGCUGGAGUUCGCGAUCCAGCAGACGACCACCGGGAAGCAGUUGUUCGACCAGGUCGUGAAGACGAUCGGACUGCGCGAGGUAUGGUUCUUCGGCCUCCAGUACACCGAUAAUAAGGGCGACCUCACCUGGAUCAAACUCUAUAAGAAGGUGAUGAACCAAGAGGUCAAAAAAGAGACUCCACUGCAGUUCAAGUUUCGUGCAAAAUUCUAUCCCGAGGAUGUCGCUGAAGAACUCAUACAGGAUAUUACACUUCGACUUUUCUAUCUUCAGGUGAAGAAUGCCAUCCUUACAGAUGAAAUAUACUGCCCACCGGAAACUUCCGUCCUAUUGGCUUCGUACGCCGUUCAGGCGAGACACGGUGACUAUCAGAAGGGUAGUCAUCCCGUUGGCUUCCUGGCAAACGAUCGAUUGUUGCCGCAGCGCGUCGUAGAUCAGCAUAAGAUGAGCAAGGAAGAAUGGGACAGCUCGAUUACGAAUUGGUGGCAGGAGCACCGUGGCAUGUUGCGGGAGGAUGCCAUGAUGGAAUAUUUGAAAAUUGCUCAGGACUUAGAGAUGUAUGGUGUGAAUUACUUUGAAAUUCGCAACAAGAAGGGCACAGAUCUUUGGUUGGGUGUGGAUGCUUUAGGUUUGAAUAUCUACGAGAAGGACGAUAAGCUUACGCCGAAAAUCGGUUUCCCUUGGUCCGAGAUACGGAAUAUCUCGUUCAACGAUAAGAAGUUCAUAAUCAAGCCGAUCGACAAGAAGGCGCCGGACUUUGUAUUUUUCGCCACCAGAGUCAAGAUUAACAAGAGAAUUCUCGCGCUGUGCAUGGGCAAUCACGAGCUCUACAUGCGCAGACGUAAGCCGGACACGAUCGACGUGCAGCAGAUGAAGGCUCAAGCAAGAGACGAAAAGAUAGCGAAACAGCAACAGAGAGAGAAAUUGCAAUUGGAAAUAGCUGCUCGGGAACGCGCGGAGAAGAAACAGCAAGAGUACGAGGAGAGGCUAAGGAACAUGGCGGAAGAAAUGGACAGGCGGCAGGCCGAGUUGAAUGAGGCUCAGGAAAUGAUUCGGCGCUUGGAGGAGCAGCUGAAGCAGUUGCAAGCUGCCAAGGAAGAGCUAGAAAAUCGCCAGAAAGAAUUGACGGCAAUGAUGGAGAAGUUGGAACUGUCGCACGAGAUGGAGGCUGCGGAACGCGCCAAACUCGAACAAGAGAUCAGAGCUAAACAAGAGGAAGUGCAACGCAUACAGUCCGAGGUGGAAGCAAAGGAUGCGGAAGCUAGGAGAUUACAGGCAGAGUUCGAAGCGGCCAAACUAAGACAAGAAGAGGCAGAUCGUGCGUAUCAGGCCAGCACGACCCCGCAUCAUCAUCAUGUCGAGGAGAAUGAAGAGGGUGAGGAGGAAGGCGAGGACGAAGUUCCCCAAGGAGACGUUACCAAGGACCUCGCGACUGACGAAUCAAUAAUUGAUCCUGUCGAAGAGCGACGCACUUUGGCCGAAAGAAAUGAACGUCUACAUGACCAGUUAAAGGCACUGAAGCAAGACCUCGCUCAGUCGCGCGACGAGUCCAAGGAAACUGUGAUGGAUAAAAUCCACAGGGAAAAUGUGCGUCAAGGUCGCGACAAAUACAAAACGCUUCGUGAGAUCCGCAAGGGUAACACCAAGCGUCGCGUUGAUCAGUUCGAGAACAUGUAAAUUAUAACGUGCAUUUAUCCGCUUAUACUUUGUUCACGAUCUUUCCUAUCUUCGAGUUUCUCAUCCGAUUUUGUACAAGCGGGGAAUUGCAGUGAAAUGAUUCAAGAUACACGAAAGAAAGCGAUCAAGAGAAGGAGAUGGAGAAGCAGAGAGAGAGAGAGAGAGAGAGAGAGAGAGAGAGAGAGAGAGAGAGGUAUAGAUUCUACAAUCGAUGUAUAAAUAGAAUUAUCUUGAACACAUACUUUCCAUUAAUUAACUAACAAACCUCUCUCAAGUCGGCGCGAAGUAACACCGUGUGUGAAUCGCGUAUCGAGAAUUGUGAGUGAUAAUCCGAUUUUAGCACGAUGAUGACUCUAUACUCUCCGCAAUCGAUAAUCAAAGCUCUCAAACGAUUGGCGAGAAACGCGAUGAAAAGCAAGCGACUCGCGCCGUCUUCCAGAUAUGCUUCCACGUUAAUUAAUGUCGUACGAUUGGCUCUAAUGGGAAAUCGUCACGUGUGUAUGUCUUACAAAACGUGAGCAAAUUUUCUUGCUGAUUUUACGCGGGAAUACCUUGUCCGUGAAAACGGGGUGAUCUUUAUAGCUGUUUUAGCAGUUACUUGAAAAUAAUUUUUCGGAUAUUAAUGUUACCUAUUUUUCGAGUUUCGAAAUAACUUAAUCUGUGCUAUAUCAUCCUAAUUUUUUUUUUAAUUCGAAGAUGAGUUUCGUUUUUUCUCGCUGAAAUAGCAAGAAAAUUUACAGUAUUGGUAAAAUCAACUCGUUAUCGUUACUUAACUUUCUCGACGAAUUAUAUCUCGGAACCGAGAUAUCAGUAUUGUCUUGUUUCACAAGUAUAUUACUGCCUGUCAUUUUUAUUCGAGUCGCGAGACGUCGAUUUUCACCGCUGGUUACUCGAUGCCUGUCCGUCGCGCAGGUUCUUAUCGUGUCGUGUCCUAUCGUGUCCUCGAUAUAAGGAUUCGCUUUCGAUUUUCUAUGUCAACCAUCGUUACAUCAUUGUUACCACCACUCAUAUCUCGGAUCGAUGCCUCGCGACGACAGGCUCACCGGUCGUGGUCGUUACCUGUUAACAGACGGUUUUUUUUCUAGUUAUACGCUAAAGGAGAUGCUGAAGCUGAAAACUAUACCGACAGAAUACUGAAAUUUUUUUGUAAAAUUUACGUCAUAUUAGUUGCAUAGAAUUACAAAUACUUUUACGCAAUGAAAGCAAAAAUAAAUAGGAACAUUACUCAAUAUGUGACGAAAAAAAAAAUGAAAACGCGCAUGUGUAAAAUCUUUCUGCAAACUUUUCAGAUAUUCUUAAGCUUUUAUGCGAAGAUACAGUAUGUUUUUCAAAAUUUUUCUGUCUGGAGCACCCAUAUUUUCGAUAUGUGCAAGCUGCUUUUGAUUUGAUAGCCAAAUAUUACGCUGACAGCUUGAGAUUUUAUAUUUAAAAUGUUUGUUCAUUUUCGUCACAUAUUGAGCAAUGUUGUUAUUUAUUUUAUACGUAUUUUUAUUGCGUAAAAGCAUUUAUAAUUCUGUACAAGCAAUAUGACGUAAACUUUGAAGAAAAAGUCAGUAUAUUGUCGAUAAUGUUUUCAGCUUCAACAGUCUCUUAAUUCGGGCCAUAUUUGUAGAUUGGGAAGGUAUGUUGAGCAGUCGCUUGCGAAAGUCGUCAGCCGGCCUAUCCGUGGAAAUCGCGAAGCGAUAUCCAGUAGUAUCGAUGAUUCGUAAAUCAUUUACGAAUAUCGGCCAUAAAGGAGUCGAUGGUGCACAUGAUUUAUACCGUAGCGAGAUAGAUAGAAAUUUAGGCGUAAUUCACUUGUAGUUCUUACUGGGCAACAACCGUCUCGCAAGGGAACUUUGCGGCGUUCCAUUAAUUUUUUUGCGUUAAUAUUAUGCGCUAAAAAUCUAAUUGAAAAAAAAGUUGGACUAAAAAUAUAUAAUUAUAUUAUUAUGAGCAUUUACCUGUCUGUGCGUUGUAAAUGUUGUUUGACAGGUUUUGGCAAUCAGUCGUUAAAUUGACUAUUUUCAAACUGGUACAUACAAUUUUUUUUUUUUUUUUUUUUAAGAUAAACCACGUUCGUCGCGCUUUUGCAGAAGAAUAGACGAGUUGCAUAUCGCGAUUGUUCUCUUGUACACCAUCCACGAAUCACUGUACAGCACAAGCUGUGUUUCCAGAUAAUAAGAUAAGCGAUUCGACGAGAAUGAUCUAUUUGCUACCGGUAAGACCGACUACCGACUAUUUUCGUACGAGCGAGUUUUGAUAAACACAUUAGCGAUUUUAUAUUAAAUACACUCGUGGCCUUUAUUGAUAUACAUACAUAUAAAUAAAUAUAUAUAUAUAUAUAUAUAUAUAUAUAUAUAUAUAUAUAUAUAUACACAGAUAUCAAAGUACUAUAGGUAAUAAACGUAUAGUACUAUAUAUAGUAAUAUACGAUAUUGUAGCAAAGAGAGAGAGAGGGAUACCGCACGAUUCUUUGUCUUGCAUACUUUCGAAUAGGAUUUAAUCGCGCGUUAUCUGCGAAUGAGCUAGUAAACGAGAUUUUUGAAAGAAUGAGCAAAUGAGUGUAAGAUGGAGAGAAUGCGACCGGGAGAUGCCGUGUGAAAGGCCGAACGGGGAAAAAAGAAAAAAAAAUGCAAAUGCAUUUAUGACGGUCCGUUACUAUGUCACUAUAAGUUUUAAUAUCUUGGCAUUUUAAGAAAGUAUUGCGCAAUGAAAUUUGGAAUUAAACGAAAUUUAAUAUACAUAAACUACAAAGUGCUAUCAAUUUUCAUCGACGGAAUGCAAACAAGGAGCAAUAAUUAUACGAUAUGAAGAUGUAAACUAUAUUGGAAAGCAGAAUUGCGAAAUAACGAAAUCUUUGCUAUAUUUAAUGUCACCAUUCGCACCAUUCGUAAAAGAUAAUAUGCGAAAGAGUAAGAAGGAAAAAGUACAGAAGUAUAUUUAAUAACAAUAGAUAUUUUUUGAUUAUAUUUAAUAUUAAAAAAAUUACAAAUUGGUAGUGUUAUUAUAAUAUUAAUAUUUACAAUUUAGUAGAUUUAUUCUAUUAUUAUUAUUAUUAUCAUCGUCGUCGUCGUCAUCAUCAUCAUCAUCAUCAACAUCAUCGUCAUCAUCAUCAUCAUCAUCAUCGUUAUGGAGAUAAUAUCGAACGAAAACUAAAGCAAAGCAUUUUAUAGUCACCAAUUUAUACUCUUAAGGUAACACAGCACAUAGAUUUAGUUGCGGAAGUUUGUGUACGUGUCGGGAGAGUUACAGGUAUUCAAAAUAAUAUACACGAUAAUUUUUUUAGUCUUCUUUUUCGCUAUUUUUGUUUUCUUUUUCUGAACAUAUAUGCAAUUGUAUUUAAAUUCCUUAUAUCUCGGAUCUUGGGGAAGGGAGAUUCUGAGAUUCCUUUAAUUUACCUGAACAAAUAUAUUUAAGAAUGUGACGUUUUAUUAUGGCUGCGUUCAGAAAACAUAGCUGAUCAGUGAGCGGUCAGUGAUUAUUGGUCCUUAUUGUUAGAUCCCUAACUUUAGACCAAUUACGUUGACUAAUUACUCAACCGUUGUGUAACCGUUGUGUCUCCUAAACGCACCUAUUGCUAACCUUUUUUAAUCUUUGUUUAAAAGAAUGUAUAGACUCGCGACUAAAUAUAUGUGCAAAUAAAAUGAAAAAAAAAAAAAAAACCACUAGAAGCGAAGAGAUCAUAC
This is a messenger RNA of Odontomachus brunneus, 5672 nucleotides long. RefSeq names its product moesin/ezrin/radixin homolog 1 (gene Moe). The record is from RefSeq and is a predicted model, not a curated record. Gene Ontology annotation, cellular component: filopodium; apical part of cell; microvillus. Gene Ontology annotation, biological process: regulation of cell shape; positive regulation of protein localization to early endosome; positive regulation of early endosome to late endosome transport. The coding region runs from base 286 to 2004 and encodes 572 amino acids. Gene Ontology annotation, molecular function: cell adhesion molecule binding; actin binding. The transcript is spliced from 10 exons. Lineage: Eukaryota; Metazoa; Arthropoda; Insecta; Hymenoptera; Formicidae.